Molecule: messenger RNA, 715 nt
Organism: Pelobates fuscus (common spadefoot toad)
Lineage: Eukaryota; Metazoa; Chordata; Amphibia; Anura; Pelobatidae
Gene: MED30
Product: mediator complex subunit 30
Exons: 4
Coding region: 91-645 (184 amino acids)
Biological process (GO): positive regulation of DNA-templated transcription
Cellular component (GO): mediator complex
Molecular function (GO): transcription coregulator activity
Source: RefSeq, a predicted model, not a curated record
GAUCGUCGCCUUUCCGCCGACAUAUUGGUAGAGUACAUAGUGCGUUUCCUGCCCGUACUUACCACCCGCAGCGGGGCGGUGAAGGGUGAGAUGUCCACUCCACCGCUGUCGGGAGCGGGGAUGGCGGGUGCCGCCGUGGCAUGUCCGGGAGGUUUCCCCGGGGCUCAGGCUGCGGCCCGGGAGGUGAACACGGCGUCCCUGUGCAGGAUCGGGCAGGAGACCGUGCAGGAUAUUGUGUUUAGGACCAUGGAGAUCUUCCAGCUGCUGAGAAACAUGCAGCUUCCGAAUGGUGUUACGUAUCACACAGGUACCUACCAAGACAGGUUAGGAAAACUGCAGGAACAUCUGCGUCAGCUUUCCAUACUGUUCCGCAAGCUACGACUGGUUUAUGAUAAGUGCAAUGAAAACUGCGCCGGCCUGGAUCCUGUAUCGAUAGAGCAACUUAUUCCAUAUAUUGAAGAAGAUUACUCUAAACAUGAUGACCGUGAUACUGCCAGCCAGCUUCGGUUUGCAAGUGAAGAAAGGCGUGAAAUUCUUGAAGUAAAUAAGAAAUUAAAACAGAAAAAUCAGCAGCUGAAGCAAAUCAUGGAUCAAUUAAGGAAUCUCAUUUGGGAUAUUAACGCCAUGCUGGCCAUGAGAAAUUAAACGUAUUGACUCUUUUAUUUUCAUUUUUUCAUUUUUUUUUAUUUGAUAUAUGGACUGUUAAGAUAGAAAA